AUGAGGCGACGAACCGGCAUCGAGGACCUUAGGGCAUCCUACACCUACACCCAGACCAUCGGCCCGGCCUUUGCCGUCCGCCAUCCAUACCCCCAACAUCUGGCCUUCUCAGACACGACCACAGCAAGUAGCUAUUCAACGGCGACGACUGCCUCUUCCCAUGGAUAUGCUCCACGCUGGCGGCGACCAAGCCGAAGCAGUGCCGACGGCCAAUAUGGCCAGAGUCCGCCGUUCUUUGCCAGCGUCUGCGUCCAGACGGUUGACCAGCUCCAGGAGGCCGCCGCGGAGAGCUUCCCCGGGAGGCGAGGCAGUCGUUGGUCUCACAGGACGGCGCUGAUAGUACCGGAUCUGAGCUCCGAGAUCUCGCGCAGCGUGUCAUGGAGGUCUGCCGGUCCUCUUGUCGUGUGCUUCCGCGUCCGCAGGUACGACUAUGGGGCAGAUCUGCGCUUUGACGAUGCUGCUGCGUGGCGGCGUAUUCGGCAGCUGGCGGCGGAGAAAGGCGCUGACGGCGUCGAGAGGGAGAUUCGCGGGAUGGAAGGACGGCUCUUGGUGUGCUGGGUCGUGAAGCGCCAGGGGAGGAUCAUAGAUCCCAGACUCGAGUUCCCUCAUUCUGGCGACAACGCCUUUGAGAGGAGACGAGAGCGGCGGGAUGCGAAUUCAGCUGGCUUGUCGUCGUUGCUGGCGGGUCCGUACAGCUACAGCCGGGAUUAUGACAUUAUCAAUGAGCAGAACCCGCUUGCUUAUUUGUUCCUGCCAAAUCCUUAUAAACUGCCGCCCCGACGUUGA
Microdochium trichocladiopsis is the source of this 786-nucleotide messenger RNA. RefSeq lists its product as uncharacterized. The coding region runs from base 1 to 786 and encodes 261 amino acids. The transcript has 2 exons. NCBI's taxonomy places the organism in Eukaryota, Fungi, Ascomycota, Sordariomycetes, Xylariales, Microdochiaceae. The record is from RefSeq and is a predicted model, not a curated record.